Molecule: messenger RNA, 2915 nt
Organism: Hemicordylus capensis (graceful crag lizard)
Lineage: Eukaryota; Metazoa; Chordata; Lepidosauria; Squamata; Cordylidae
Gene: PSMD5
Product: proteasome 26S subunit, non-ATPase 5
Exons: 10
Coding region: 86-1615 (509 amino acids)
Biological process (GO): proteasome assembly
Cellular component (GO): cytosol
Source: RefSeq, a predicted model, not a curated record
GCAGCCUCCCGGGCCAACUCUCGCGAGGCUUAUUCCCGCGCGCCUCCUCCGUCUUCCUCCCGUUCCUUCCUCCUCCCCAUCCAAGAUGGCGGCGCCGGGCGCGCAGGCGGCGAUGGAGCUGCUGGGGCGGAUCUCGCGGCUGGACCAGCCCUUCGAGGAGCUGCGGGCCCUGCGGGUGGCCCUGCAGGCCUUGCCGCCCGCCGCCCUCCGGGAGCAGGGGCCCAACUUCCCCCUGGCGGGGCUCUUCGCCCUCAUGGCUCGUGGGGACAGUAACGAGCAGAUCUCCUUAUGCGUUUCGAUCCUGGAGCGGUUCCUCCAAGUCAUGGAUCCCUUGUACAUCAUCCAAAACUUUGGCGAAGAGCUUCAGAAAGGCUUGUUCCAUCCAGACGACUCGGUCAAAAUUCUAACUAUAUCCCAGGUCGGAAGGAUAGUUGAAGACUCGGACGCUGUUAGAGAAAUCCUCAACACUCCUGAGUUGCUGAGGCAGGUCAUUUACUGCAUUGCGGCAGAGAAAAUAGCAGUCGCAAAAGAGGCUAUCAAGUCGCUGUCGAGGGUGGCCGAAACCCCCGAGGGUCUGGAAGCGUUGCUGGCUGGCAACUUGUUGGUUGACUUGAAAAACAUCAUGGCCAAGAGUGACAUCAUCCGCUACCGAGUAUAUGAGCUAGUGAUCGAUAUUUCCUCGGUGUCGGUGGAUUCCCUGAACUACUGCGUGAACAGCGGCUUGAUCACGGAGCUAAUCGGGGAGUUGACGGGGAAUGACGUGCUUCUCCGGGCGACCUGUGUGGAGAUGGUGACGUCUCUCGCCCACAGUCAUCACGGACGCCAGUACCUAGCCCAGCAAGGCAUCAUCGACCAGAUUUCCAAUAUAAUCAUCGGGGCCGACUCGGAUCCUUUCUCAGACUUCUAUUUGCCAGGUUUUGUGAAGUUCUUCGGCAACCUGGCGAUAGUGGACAGCCCCCAGCAGAUCUGCGAGCGCUACCCUGCCUUCGUGGAGAAAGUCUUUGGCAUGGCCGAAGGCCACGACCCCACCCUGUUUGGCGUGGCGGUGGACACCCUAGCGAUCUUGGGGUCGAACGUGGAGGGGAAGCUGGUGCUGCAGAAGAUGGGGAGCAGAUUCCAGCGUGUGCUCAACCGAAUAGGACAUCAAGCCAAGAACGCCCCCACGGAGCUGAGAGUCCGGUGCCUGGAUGCCAUUUCGUCUCUCCUCUAUCUGCCGCCCGACCAGCAGACAGAAGACCUCCUGGGAAUGACAGAAUCCUGGUUCUCCCACCUCUCCAGCCAGCCCUUGGAGCUGUUCCGGAGCAUCAGUACCCAGCCGUUCCCCGACCUUCACUGUGGCGCCCUCAGAGUCUUCACUGCCAUUGCUAACCAACCCUGGGCCCAGAAGAUGAUGGUGGUGAGCCCGGGCUUUGUGGAAUACGUCGUGGACCGAUCGGUGGAGCCCGACAAGGCUUCCAAGGAGGCCAAAUACGAACUCGUGAAGGCCCUCGCCAACUCCAAGACCAUUGCGGCCAUCUUUGGGAACCAGCAUUACCUAAGGCUCCGGGCCUACCUGCGCGAGGGGCCGUAUUACGUGAAGGCGGUCUCGACCACGGCUGUGGAAGGAGCCGAGUAACCGUGAGAGUGCGAUUCCUGUCUGGGAGCUCCAGGAGGGGCAGAUGGAUGUCUCCGGGGUUAUGAAGAUCCGAAGCGGUGGGUGUGGAGUGCAGGGUGGAAACUAAAACCUGAGGAAGCAAGUUUGGCUGGGUGGCUUGUUUACGUUCUGAACUGGCGGCCAAGUGAGUAGAGAUUUUGAGGACCAAAUCAGUUCAGUAUGCCUGGACGCCCCGAGGCAACGUAAGGAAACCGAUUCGGCUCAUUGUUGACUCGGGGGUCCCGAGUUUGUGUAUGCAGAUCAUGGCGAUCUUUAAAUGGCUAGUUCACUUCCUCCCCCCCCCCCAGUUCAAUGUGAGAGCCUGGUUUGAUUAACCAAAAUAAAACCGGAGGGAGUGGGGAGGCAUCUCCCUCUAUCUCCUACACCAAGGCUGCUCAACUUUGGCCCUCUUGCAGAUGUGGGCCUACAACUCCCAUAAUCCCUGGCUAUUGGCCACUGUGGCUGGGGAUUAUGGGAGUUGUAGUCCAAAAGCAGCUGGCGGGGGGGGGGGCGGUCUAAGUUGAGCAGGCCUGUCCUACACAUUCAAGAGCAGAAGGCUGUGCAGAAGGCUGUAUGUGUAGGGAGUAUUUUUCUCUUCCCUCCCCCUCCAUGCGAGCAGGACCAUCUCAGACUCCUUUUGCAAGGAGGAGAGAAAGAGAGGGUACAUCUUUUUCCAAGGCACUCCCCAAUAUUACAUCAGGACAUCCUUCGUGAGCUAGAAUUGCAGGUUUUCGUGCAGGGUUGUACGCCGUUGCAUUUCACUAUUGGUAACCGAGACCGUGGCAAUUGUAGAUAUCGCAGGGGAUAUCUCAGGGCUGUUCUUGGACAAGAACUCCCAUCACCCCCCGCCACAGUGGCCAAUGGGGAUGAUGGGAGUUGUAGUCCCAACAGCUGCAGGGCCAAAGUUGGGCAGCCCUCCCGUCCCGUAAACCGUGGUUUCUCCGCUGUGGAGAAGCCUCAAAUUGCUUUAUGUGGAAACAAGAAUGAGAGUAGAAAACGUCCGCGGCUUCUUGUUACGGCCCAUUCUGCUGGCUCAUCUUCUCCUGGGAUGGUCAGUCAAGGCUAAAUGCUUCGGGUUUCGGCCUCUCCUCCUACCUUGAGUGUUAAGCCAUGCCUAGAUAUGUGGGUGUAUUUGUGGGAUCCCACGUGUUUGCAAACCGUAUUCUCCCACUCAAUGUAUGUCUGUUUUUUAGAUGUGCCCCUGAAAAUUAAAAAAUAAACAAAUCAUGUAUGAAUGGGCCAUUGGAAACCAAAUAAAAGUUCCAAAAUAUGCUUAACGCAA